AAGUUGAGCUGUAAUCCUCAGUUCAACUGUAGCUACCGUGACGAGCAGCAAAAUAUCAAAAAUGUCAAGGAGCUUAAUCAUUGUAAUAGUCAGCGCAUGUCUGCUGGUGCAAGCACAAGCCGUUCCACGCAUGCGUCGUGAAGCAGGCGAGGCAGCAGUCGAAAGGAAGCAAACAACGGCAGUGCCCGAAAAGGCGAAUUCAUCCUCCUCAGAGGAGUCUCCACUGAAAUUUAAGCCACGUCAGGUAGUGAUGACAACAACCCUCGUCGACUUAGUUGGUUUGGCUAAAUAUGUUACCGAAAAUGGUCGUCCACUUUUUAAGAAGGCUCUGGCCCAAUUGGAAGCGCUUCCAGAAAAGAGUCCAGCGUUACAGGCGAAUAUUACCCGCAUCGCCGACUAUCUUAAUACUAACUCGCACGAGCCGAAUACAGCCGAAGCUGAGGGUAUGUUGUCCCUUUUCGAUUCGUUGAUUACACUCACCAGCAUAUUGGAGGAUGCCAAUGAAAUACCACCCGAAGUGGAGCAAGCAAAAACCGUUCAAAAAGCUUUCAUCGAUAAUGGUGCGGAUAAGUUUGAGGAGGACUUGAGAGCCGAAUUGAAAGUGGUGUCGGGAAAAUUCGAAAAGGCGAUUGAAAAAUAUUUGGAAAGUUUGAAUGAAGAGCAAAAGGCAAAGGAGACCAAACUGAUCGAUUGGUACACGAAGUUUACGAAUGAGAAGGAUGACGAAAAGAAGGCAGAAUAUUAUACAAACUUUUUCGACGCUUACAAGCCAUAAGAGUGCUCCGCAGUUUUUAACCCUUAUGGUCGCCAUGAAGCUUAGAAGCUGACUACUCUGCAAUAAUCGUAGGGUCUUGUUGAUGUUCUCGAAAAGACUAAGGCUGACAUCACUACUAUCUAAGAUAUGCAAUCAUGCAAAGAGGCGCACGUCGGAUUUGUGGUGUGAGAGACACUCCGUUGCCGAGUAC
Molecule: messenger RNA, 965 nt
Organism: Rhagoletis zephyria (snowberry fruit fly)
Lineage: Eukaryota; Metazoa; Arthropoda; Insecta; Diptera; Tephritidae
Source: RefSeq, a predicted model, not a curated record